CCAGCUGCUGUACAAAUCCUGGCUUUCCUUUGGAGACUUAUUACCCUGCUCUGCUCUACUCUACAUCUCUGCGCCUGGAGACACAUGCAAACUUUAAGUGUCAUCACUCAGCGACACACACACACCUCUCCUGGAGUUCCUGCUGAACCAGAGGAGGAGGAAAGAGGCUGGAAGAAAUUGGCCUAACGUCCUGCAGCCGCCUUCGAACUGCUGGGAUGAGGUGGUGGCUGGUGGUGGCCAGUCUGUGGCUGCUGGUGGCCUUGACCAUCCCUGAUGCUGAGGCCAGAAACCGUCCACGAAACCAGAAUGGUGAGAUUCUUAGAGUGAGGAGGAGGAGGAAGGAUGGACAAGGUUUUGGCCAGGCUAGAGCGGGGCGAACUAGACCUCUGAAGAUCAGACUGGUUCCUGGUCCCAGCAUCCCAGUGGUGCCUGUAGAAGGAAAUGCUCUUCUCCUACAACCCUAUAAGAACAUCCAAGAACAGCACGCCACCUACAACGUCAUCCCAGGUAAGCAGGGCCAGUGUGUGUACCAGGGUCUGACCAUGUUUGACCAGGCCGUCUGGUCCCCAAAGCCCUGUGUGACUUGUCUGUGUACCGGAGGGCGGGUGGUUUGUGAUGAGAGCACCUGUCCCGAAAUACACUGUCAUUUCCCCUUCACCCCUGCGGGCGAGUGCUGCCCUGUCUGCAUGGAGCCAGAACCUGACCUCAGCCUUGACAUUUCUGGUGACUCCCCAGUUCCCAAUGACCCCAGUGAUGUCGUGACUCCACUGACCCAAGAGGAAAUCCAGAAAAUCCUCUGGAGGGAGGCAGAGCAGCAUCGUGAGGAGGAAGAACGUGUGAAGAAGAAGGAGGAAGCGAGAAGAAAGAGAAGGAAGCAAAGGAAAGAGCAGGAGGAGAAACAGAGAAAGAUAGCUGAGGAGAUGAGAAAGCAGGAGGAGGAGGCACUGAGGCUGCAGGAAGAAAAGGAACUGGAGGAGUGGAGCAGGCAGGUAGAUGAGGAGCAAAAGAGGAGGCAGGAGGAAGAGGAAGAUAGGAAACAGAAGGAGGAAGCAGAGAGAGAAGCAAGAGAGAGGGAAAGGAAGCUAGAGGAGGAAAGGAAAAAGCAGGAGGAGAUGCUGAGGGAAGAACUUUUGGAUUUAGUUGAAAAGGAGAAAGAGCACGAGGAAGAAAAGGAGGAGCAGGAGGAGGAGGUGUGGCUGAGAGGAGAUGUGUUUCAAAUGCUUCCAAAAGAGCCUGAAGAACCUGAGGAACCAGACCUCCUUCCUGCUCCGAUUCCAAGACCUCCAGUUGCUACAGAGGAGGAACAGGUAGAAACCGAAGAGACGCAAGAAGGGGAGGAUAGGGAGAUCAUAGUUGUAAACAGAGGAGGCCUUCCUCCAGGCUGUGACAUCUCUGACGUUACUGCCACAUGUGAGGAUGCCAAACUCACACACUUCCCUCCUCUGGCCAUUCCUGAGCUGAAAUCUCUCAGUCUGGAGGGCAACAGCAUCAGCAGCAUCCCAGCAGAUGCCUUUAAUGGAAUUCCUAACCUGGAGUGGAUCAACCUGAAGAAAAACAAACUUACUUCUGCCGGCAUUGACGCUAAAGCCUUCAAAGGUCUGAAGAAGCUAACACGUCUGUAUUUGGAUGGAAACCUUUUAGACGUUGUGCCAUCUGACCUUCCCCCAACCCUGCAGGAGCUGAAGAUCAAUGAAAACAGACUGAGAGGGAUAGAUGAAAACAGCUUCCAAGAUUUGAGCAGCCUGGUUAUUCUGGAGCUGGAAGGAAAUCUGCUGAGUGAGGGGAAUGUAGAUCCUCUGGCCUUCGCUCCCCUAAUCCAGCUUUCCUACCUCAGACUGGGGAGAAACCAUUUCCGCACUGUACCACAAGGCCUUCCCAAGUCAUUGCUGGAACUCUAUUUGGAGAACAACCUGAUUGAAGAAAUCUCAGAGACAGUUUUCAAUCAGACCAGCAAUCUGAACAUAGUUUCUUUAAGACACAACAAACUGGAGGAGACCAGGAUUGCUCCACUGGCCUGGAUCAACCACAGAAAUUUGGAGUCCAUUGACCUUUCAUAUAAUAAGCUUUACAUGGUUCCUUCAUAUCUACCAAGAUCUCUAGUUCACUUGGUGCUCUUGGGAAACAAUAUUGAGAGGAUACCUGGUUACGUUUUUGCCCACAUGCAACCUGGUUUAGAGUACCUCUACCUCUCCUACAACAAACUGGAUGGAGAAGGGACUGAACCUGAGUCGUUCUUUGGGGCCUACCACUCCCUGGUCGAACUGUGUUUGGACCACAACCAGCUGGUUGUUGUGCCAUCUGGCAUCAACGAAAUGACCAACUUACACUUCCUCAGACUCGACAAUAACAUGAUCAGGAGUAUUCCUGAUGAAGCCAUCUGUGACCCAAACCGCAGCGGGGACUCCACCUUGGUGGCUGUAAGAUUGGAAAACAACUACAUCGACCCCCAAAAAAUCUCACCAAUGGCCUUUUCCUGUGUAAGAUCUGCAUCAAGUGUGGUCUUAAAACCCCAGAAAACCAAGUGAACACACAUAAACAAAAUAAAAAACUGAGAGACAGUGGACUUUAAUCUGCCAAAAGAAGUCAAAAUCUCCUUUCAUCAUUUUUUUCUGUUACUAAUAUCAUACAAAUAAUAUAAUACAAAUAAACCUAAAAAAUUACAAGAAAACGCAUUAGUCUGAUGUCAAAAUCUGACACACAUUCAAACAUGGGUACUGUCGUAUGGUAAGAUGCUAUUUGAACAUUUUCUACAACUUUAGACCAAACACAUGGUUUGGUAUCUGGUAAACUGUCCUGCUCUGUCACCUGGCCCAUCUUAAACUGGUGUGAAAGUGACAGAACACAUCUGUCUACUCUCAGAAAAUCUUCUUCCUCUACUUUUGGCUGGUCCCUCUAGAGGGUCGCCGCUGUGGAUCACUGUGUAAAAGGGAAGGAAUUCACAGUAAAAUGAAAAUCCUAAUAAAGAAAUGGAAAGAAUUCUAUGAAGUGUGACUGCAAGCACAGCGCAUUAUUUUUAACAACCUCAGCACCUUCAUGUUUCAUUUCUCAGCAGCAAUUCUUCCACUGCCUGUUUUCAUAAAAACCCUGACAUGGAAAGCUCACACGUGACACAUCCCCUAAGAUGAUUGCGUUAAACCAAGUGCUGCUGGAGAGCCAAUUCCUCAAACAGAUCAAGAUGAGAUGUAAUGACAUGCCUGUUCCUCAACAUUUUAUCUUUAUCUUGCUUACGUGUAUGGACAUAGGGCAGUGACCUCCUCAAUUGUAGUUAAGUCUGAUUUAUGUUUGAUGCAAAAAUUAAGUGGGAGUCUUGCUAUUGCAUGUGUUAUGAUUUACAAUUCAGCAUCAUCAAGAUGAAUGCAUCAUAUGUGAUAUUGAGCUUUUGUUAUGGUAUAUCCUGCACAGCAACUGUUUCACUUCACUUUGUGGUUAAAAGAAUUCACAAUGAAUUCACAAUUCAUUACAAAGUUAUGACUGCAUCUGUAUCUGGGUUAACUUCUAUUUCUUCUUAUCCUGCUUUAUAUAGUAUGUGUCUUAACAUGGGUUUAUUUAAUCCCAAGUGGGAGCAGAGUAUGCUAAAGAACUUAUGGAGAUUAUGGCCAAACAUUUCUGACUUUAAUGCUGCUGCAUGAAAAUAUCUUCUUUUACUUACUGUAAAUUUGUACUUCUGUGUUUUCUUUAAACUGAAUCUUCUUCUUUCCCAGACAGAAACACACAAGACUUUUAGAUAAUUUAAACUCUUUUACUGUGCAUCAGCUUUCAAGCUGUGCAAACUGUAAUAUAAUGUAUUACCACUUUGUACAUGAAAGGCUCGUUCUACCUUAACGUUGCUUCGAAAAGCUCUCACUAGAGGUCCAAAACACUCAACAAUUUAACAAUUUACUUUAGAUUUUUAAUUUUUUUUUUUUUUCACAAAUUUAAGAUAUAUUUGAAGAUUAUAUCCUUUCAUUUGCUCUUGGCUGGCCAACAUGCUUAAAUUAUAUGAAGUUGGUGAGUCAACUUUAUAUUUUACAGUUUAGCACAAUGUUAUGAUGCACGGAAGAAAUAAACUUUAAGUUACCAUUCCUGUCUGAGUGAAGUCUGCCUAAACCUAGUACCCUCACAUACCCAAAUAAGUUAGAUUAUAUUGCACUGGAUCCCCUGAUCAUUUACACAGCCUGUCUGUCCAGGACAUUUAGGAGUAUAUUCAUGUUAUCAAAUUAACAGCUUGGGCUUCAGGGAAAAAGUGGAGCCAUGAUGACUUUUACAGAAUAAGAAAAAAAAUGUAGUUAACCUUCCAUUACAUGUCUUUUAGCUAUAUGUAAUACAUAUUUACUGAAAGCUGCAAUUAACAGAGCUGAAAAAGCAAACCAAUUCAUAAUAUUUUCCUCUACAAGCCUGAGGUUUAGGAUCAUUUACUUCAGUCACAGACAUUGAAAGGAUGAUUGAAACAGAAAAAAAAACUAAACUGUGAGGAGCAUAAAACCUCAGCUUCUUUAAUGGUAAAAAACCUGAAAAUAUUAGAUAAUUAUAUGGGGACUAAAAUUAAUUUGAAUGAAUAAAAGCAAUAAAACAAAGAAUCACAAAUGUGUGGUCAGUUUCUAGAUGCCGGCAGUUGUCAUCUGACUGAACCUGGAGCUGGAAAACUUUCCUCCCUUGAACUAAAGCUGAGAUGAAAGUUUUUCCUGAGGGAGUUCUCCUCUGCCAACAUGAACAGCUGCUCUGUUCAUCAGUCUUGCAUAUCAAACACGUGAGUGAACAAUCAUAUACUCAUUAGUCAUGUGACCUCAUCCAUGCUCCUCAGGAUGAGGAGAUGUAAUUGAAAAAGUAAACUGUAAAGUCAUUCCCAUGUACUCAGACAUUUUAUCAGGCACAAAAGAUCAGUACGGAGAUGGAACUCAAUUCAUCUGAUUUCUGUGAUAUAAAAAUGGAAAAAAUGAAAUUAAAAGGAAAAUG
Neolamprologus brichardi is the source of this 4932-nucleotide messenger RNA. The record is from RefSeq and is a predicted model, not a curated record. Lineage: Eukaryota; Metazoa; Chordata; Actinopteri; Cichliformes; Cichlidae.